AUGGAGAGUCCAAUGAACCCAAAACCCUUUAAAGAUAAGACUUUCUUAUGGGGCCCCUUAAUCAUACUUUGGACCAUAUUGGGAACAGCAAUCACGGGUGGUCCACAUCAAAUCUAUAAUAUCACCUGGGUAAUUACUAACACCGAGACUGGAAAAACUGCAAACGCAACCUCUGUAAUGGCCUCGCUAACAGAUGGCUUUCCAGCCUUACCUUUUGACCUCUGUGAUCUGGUGGGACCAUCAUGGAACCCCUCAGACCAAGAGCCAUUCCCCGGGUAUGGUUGCCACCAUCCUAUGGGACGAUAUAGGACUAGAGACAAAGGUUUAUAUGUUUGCCCAGGACAGAACAUCCGAGAAGGCUGCGGGGGGGCCAAAGAUGGGUACUGCGCCGAAUGGGGUUGCGAGACAACGGGGGAUGCCUAUUGGAACCCCUCAUCCUCAUGGGACCUAAUUACCCUCAAGCGAAAUUCCAGUUUCCCUGCGGGCGCAGGGCCCUGCUAUAAUGCAAAUUCUUCACAGGAAAAAUCAAUGCCCGGGGCCACUGCAGGGGGCAAAUGCAACCCCUUAAUCAUUACUUUUACUAACACUGGAAAAGCAGCCUCAUGGGACGGUCCCAAGACCUGGGGAAUACGCCUAUACCGCACUGGAUAUGACCCUGUUGCGUUGUUCUCGUUGACCCGACAAAUAUCUAGCCCGGCACCCACACAUUCCGUGGGGCCCAAUCAGGUUUUGCCAGAACAGCGGCCCCCUUCCCAGCCUAUACCACCUGCUUUACCCCAAGGCACCCCAACGACCCCUCCAGCCAAUACUACAAUUACUCCUCGCCCACCUGGAACAGGAGAUAGAUUACUUAAUCUAAUAAAAGGAGCCUUCCUGACUCUCAAUGCCACCAACCCAAAUAGGACUCAGGAAUGCUGGCUAUGUCUGGUCUCGAGACCCCCUUAUUACGAAGGGGUAGCCAUCCAAGGUAACUAUACUAACCAUACUUCUCCCCCCACCAAAUGUAACACCAACCCCCAACAUAAGAACACCAACCCCCAACAUAAGCUAACACUAUCUGAAGUGUCCGGCCAAGGGCUUUGCGCUGGAAAGGUCCCCACAACCCAUCAGGACCUAUGCAACCAGACCCUAACCACCGGGUCAGGCUCAUACUAUUUGACAGGCCCUAAUGGGACUUAUUGGGCUUGCAGUACGGGGUUGACCCCCUGCAUAUCUGCCCAGGUCUUAAAUACCUCCUCAGACUAUUGUGUCCUAAUUGAAUUAUGGCCUAAAAUUGUUUAUCAUGACCCUGAAUACAUUUAUACCCACUUUGAAGGGAUUACUCGGUUCCGCAGAGAGCCAGUAACCAUGACCUUGGCCUUGCUACUGGGAGGACUAACAAUUGGAGGAAUAGCAGCUGGGGUUGGAACAGGAACUACAGCCUUAAUGGAAACCUCACAAUUCAGGCAAUUACAAGCAGCAAUGCAUACUGAUAUUAAGGAAUUAGAAGAAUCAGUCACCGCUCUUGAAAAAUCCUUAACUUCCCUCUCGGAAGUAGUCUUACAAAAUAGGAGAGGAUUAGAUAUCCUAUUUUUACAAGAAGGAGGAUUAUGUGCAGCUUUAAAAGAAGAAUGUUGCUUCUAUGCAGAUCAUACUGGGGUAGUAAGAGACAACAUGGCUAAACUCAGGGAAAGACUUAAACAAAGACAACAAUUAUUUGAAUCAGGACAAGGUUUAUUUGAAGGAUGGUUCAAUCGAUCCCCAUGGUUCACUACCCUACUUUCCUCCCUCCUGGGACCUCUACUCAUCCUCCUUUUGAUCUUGUUAUUUGGACCCUGCAUUCUUAACCGGCUGGUCCAAUUCAUGAAGGACAGACUGUCAGUCAUACAGGCUCUGGUUCUGACCCAACAAUACCACCAGCUAAGACAAAUAGAUAUAGAAGAUCCACAACAACCCUCCUAA
This is a messenger RNA of Castor canadensis (American beaver), 1941 nucleotides long. RefSeq names its product MLV-related proviral Env polyprotein-like. NCBI's taxonomy places the organism in Eukaryota, Metazoa, Chordata, Mammalia, Rodentia, Castoridae. The record is from RefSeq and is a predicted model, not a curated record.